Molecule: messenger RNA, 879 nt
Organism: Polychytrium aggregatum
Lineage: Eukaryota; Fungi; Chytridiomycota; Chytridiomycetes; Polychytriales
Product: cytochrome b5-like heme/steroid binding domain-containing protein
Exons: 1
Coding region: 125-799 (224 amino acids)
Source: RefSeq, a predicted model, not a curated record
CCACCAUCGCCCCUGUCGCUUGCGAUCGACAGCGCCUGGGCCCAAGCUUGCCACCCGCCGGCCUCGAUCCAGACCCAGAUCCAGAGUCCGACAGCACACCGCGCCACGCAUCGCACAUCUUGCCAUGAGCAGCAGCAACUCGGGCUCUUCGUCGUUUCUGUCGCCCUUUGCGGCCCUGCUGCGAGGCCCAGCAAAACCCUUGGCGCCACCACCACCGGUCGAGAACCCGGCCUUGGAUGCCGAGGAUGCGUUGGAUGCCGAGGAAGACCAUGAAGAAAAAGAUCGUGGCGAUGGAGGAGAAGAUAACGACGACGACGAUGAUGAAGAAGGCGCCGCCAUUGACGCCGCCGUGUUCCCCCUUCCAAAUGGCCCCCAACGGGUCUCGGCCGUGCGAUUUUCAUCCAAUGUCUCCACCGAUCCCUCGAGAAGCACCAGCGCCCGACGCAAGGUGCGGCUGGAGCCUGGGCACUCAGCUAUGGACUGGGCACGGCUGACCCGGUCAGGUCAGAACCUUCGUGGCGGGAUCACACAGCUGUCUCGAUUCACUCCUUCGCAAAUUGCAGCACACAACAAGCGAGAUGAUCUGUGGAUGGCUAUCCAAGGCAAGGUGUACGAUGUCACUGCCUACAGCAAAUUCCACCCCGGUGGGGUGACGCAGCUCAUGCGGGGCGCCGGAAAGGAUGCCACCGAGCUGUUCUUCAAGGUGCAUCCGUGGGUGAACCUGGAUAUGCUGCUGAGCCAGUGCAUGGUUGGGUUUCUUGUACCAGAGCCGUCGGGCUCGCAGCUCAAGGCAUCAUGAAUAUAGCAGCAGAGCAGGCCCAUCUGGAGGCGUGGAACCCCAGGAGACCCCCGACUCUAUUGAUAGUGUUCGGACAAGAC